GCUACGGCGGGCCAUGCGGGGUCCCGGCUGACAUGUGGAGCGAGGGACCAAGCCCGCUGGCCGGCGGCACCCCAACAGCCCCGGCCGUGUGCCUCCCUCUGGCGGCCGCCUCGCCCAGCACCGAGGGCAUGGCCCGCUCCCCCAGCCACGAGUCCUUCGGCACGGACCUGUCGCUGCUCUCCCUCUCCAGUCUCGGCUCGGAGCUCGGGAGGCUCCGAGCGGGACAGCGCGCCAAUCGCAGCUUGCUCCAGGUGCCCGGCGUGUGCUUCGGCUCGCGGAGGCCCAUCUCGGGCGAGGUGUUGCUCGAGGAGGAGUCCGAGGCGAUUCGCAGCUGCGGCGCCCUCUCGUCGGUUCUGGGCCUGGUGAAGAGCUUCAGCACCGGCGACAUCAACCAGACGGCGGUAGACGAGAACGACGCUCCGCUCCGUGCCAGCGUCUCCGAAGUGGCCUUGUGCGCAGCGCUGCCUCCCCGAGGCAGGCUGGACUACGCGUCGCGGUCCUGCUCCACCUGGGUGGCCGUGGGGGACGUGUCGUCCACGUCGCAGCUACCAUCGCCGCAGGGGCUGCCGGCGCCGACCAACGCCACCGGCGGCGACGCGUCGCCUGGCUUCACGGCGGCAGACCUAGUCCGCUCGGUGAACAAGAAAGUGCGCCAGAUGUACAUUCGACGCCGACUCCUGUCCACGUACAAGGCGCUCGAGCGACUCACCAAGAGCGAACUGAACUUGAGCGGCCAGCCGAGGGACGACCUGCCGCAGGUGCACGUGACGAGCGAGCUCAAGCUGACCGUCAAGGACGUGGAGAGAGACCGGGGCAAGCCGCUCACCAAGUUCGAGCGCAACAUGAUGAUCUUCAACUGGCUGCAGAGCCUCGACGAGAACACGUUCGAGCAGUCCUAG
Molecule: messenger RNA, 899 nt
Organism: Ixodes scapularis (black-legged tick)
Lineage: Eukaryota; Metazoa; Arthropoda; Arachnida; Ixodida; Ixodidae
Exons: 3
Coding region: 33-899 (288 amino acids)
Source: RefSeq, a predicted model, not a curated record